AUGGAUAACAAUAGGUUUUUCUUGAUUUUCUUGGCACUAUUCGUCCUCGUCUGUCUGACCUAUCAUUACCUGAUGAGCAAUUUUGAUGGAUUCUCCGAGGAUGUGUUCGAGAUUGACUCCGCCGGGUUUGACCCGAUACCACCAGACCGUUAUAUAGGUCGUUACUACCGAAAUCGAUAUGUUUCUUCGUCACGAAAAACGAAACGUGACACUGAGUGGGAGAAUUUGUAUGCGGAAGAAUAUACCAGUCCUUAUCAAUG
Messenger RNA from Acaulospora morrowiae, 260 nucleotides. NCBI's taxonomy places the organism in Eukaryota, Fungi, Glomeromycota, Glomeromycetes, Diversisporales, Acaulosporaceae. The record is from the annotation of a GenBank genome assembly.